UUCUUGCGAACUAGCUGCUCCAGGAUGACAUUGUUUCUACUGUCUAAUUAAAAUGUAUCAGUAGAUGUGUAAUGUUUUCAAGUAGCUGACAUUCCUACCCUGUUUCUAACAUAGUGUGUGCACUCAAAAUAAGGGCUUUUCCUGUGAUUUGAUUUUUAUUGGUAAACCAUCUUAAACUCCUUCCCAAGAUAGGGUUUUCCCCAGCCAGGCCUAUCUGUCCCUAGUUCCCUUUGCCUCAGAGAGAUACUCCAUCCCCUCUUAUGAACUAGAUUGGAGCUAAUUGGACACAUCUGAGAUAAAAGUUCAUAGAUUCUAAAGAAAGAAAGGACCAUAAUGAUCAUCUAGUCUGACCUCCUGUAUAAUACUGGACAUGGAACUUCCCCAAAAUGAUUUAGCUAGAGCAUAUCUUUAAAAAUAAAAUAAAAUAAAAAUGCAAUCUUUAUUAAAAUGUUUGCCAGUGAUGGAGAAUUAACUGAAUAUCUUGGCAAAAAUACCUUUGCAUCUCUGCAGGUUUUGAGCAUCUGAACUCAGAGUAAUACAACAGAAGAGCCUUGCAUUCUAAUGCUGGGUCCCAGAAACUGUUAUCUGGUUAAAAAUGUACAUGAAAAUUUCCUAGCUAGGUUAAUUCAAACUGCUUAAUCCUUAGCAAGGAGCCUUUUCUUUUUAAUCCCUUUUAAAAACUACUGACAAAACCACCCAAAGCCCAGAACUUGGUGGUGAUGGGGGCUUCAACUAUUCAGACAUGUACUGGGAAAGUAAUAUAACAGGGCACAGAUUGUCCAACAAGUUUUCGGAAUGCAUUGGAGACAAGCUUAUUACAGAAGGUGGAGGAAGCAACUAGGGGAGAAGCAAUUCCAAAGUUGAUUCUGACAAAUAGGGAGGAUGAUUGGUUGAUGAUUUGAAGGUUGAAGGCAGCUUGGGUAAAAGUGAUCAUGAAAUGAUAGGGUUCAUGAUUUGAAGGAACAGUAGAAGAGAAAACAGCAGAAUAAAGAGAGUGGACUUCAAGAAGGCAGAGUUUAGCAAACUCAGAAUUGAUACGUAAGAUCCCUUGGGAAGCAGUCUAAAGGAAAAAAAUGUUCAGGCAAGGUAGCAGUUUUUUAAAGUCACAUUAGUAAGGGCACAAAAGCAAACUAUCCCAAUAUAUAGGAAAGAUGGGAAGUGUGGUAAGCGAUUACCCUGACUUAACCAGGAGAUCUUCAAUGACCUGAAACUCAAAAAAGAGUUAUGCAAAAAGUGGAUACUAGGUCAAAUGAUGAAGGAUGAGUAUAAAAAACAACACAAGCAUGUACAGACAAAAUUAGGUCAAAGCGCACAAUGAAAUUAAAGUAGUUAGGGACAUAAAGGUACUGAGACACCAUUUUACAAAUAUAUGAGAAGCAAGAGGGAGGUCAAGAACAGGGUAGGCCCAUUUACUUCAGUGAGGAGGGAAAGACAAUAACAGAAAAUGCAGCAAUGGCUGAAUUGUUCAAAUGCCUCCCCGCCUCCUGGCUAAAAGGGUUCAGUGAUUGGAUGAUUAACACUGUGAACCUCACUGUGUUAAAUAGAGUAGGAUCUGAGGCUAAAAGAGUGAAAGAACAAGUUAAGAAUUAUCUAGACAAGUUAGGGUAUGUGUACAUUGCAGUGUAAGCCUGGGCUCAGGCUUAGACUGGAGCCCAAACCCCUUACCAUCUACACACAUGUCUCUCAGACUUGGGCUCAGACUUAGAGUCCUAGCACCCUGGAGGGUUCAAGCCCAGGUCAAGCAGUGACCUAGGGUUGAGCCCUAUUCCUUUGCAAUGUAGACGCAGCCCUGAUUGACUCAUCUCCUGGGAGUCCACCAACAGUAUCCCACAAUCCCAUGGGCCAACUUCCUUUGUUCUCUCUAUCCAGACAAUCUCCAAUCGACUCAAUUGAAAAUGGAAGCCAUCCUUCCUUGGCAUACAGCAGCAACUCAGUAAGUCCGCAUUAAUUCUUCCAUUGUCUUCUGAUCACUGAGCUGCAAACACAUCUUCGGAGAGCCUUCUGUGUUUGCAAUGGAGAUCAAGCAGAACAAGCCUUUUAUAAAGCACACUGCUUCAUGGUAAUGGGAUUAUAGCCAGUUUUCAGUGAAUCUCUGAUGUGAGGCCAGUAAAACUAUUCACUUAAGCAAAAGUACCAGCAGUGAUCACACGUACCAGCAGACAGCUAAAAAGCUGGCAGCUUUGCAAAUUUUCCAGACUGGUGACCAGUGCAGGGAGUGAAUUAAGUGUCUCAGGAGCAAGUGCUGGAAGACCAGGGAUCAGAACCAUACCUUGUGCAACUCGUAAGGCUCAUGCCUGUUUUUAUGAGGAGUUAGACUGGUGCUUGGCACUGUGCCUAGCAUAGAGUCAAUCGUGGUGCAUGAUGACCUGGUCAGCCUGGAUGGCGCCCUGCUGUCCCCUAAAUCCAGCAUGGGGACUGAUGGGAGCCAGGAGCAGGCUCUGAGUGAGGACCAUGAAGUGACUCUGUUUCUGAAACCAGUCAGAACAGGCUUUGGAACAGGAUCAGCAGUCAAUUCUGGGUCUACAGUAAACCCAGAGGAGACAGAAGCUGCCCUUGAGCCAGUACUCAAUGCUGGCCCAACAUACCUUUGUGGAUCAUUCCAAGAAGAAGUGUUUCAUAAACAAGUUAUGGUUAAAGUUCUUGAGAGGACUGACAAGCAGGUCCAGUACCAGAAGCAGAAGGACAUAAGACUGGAGAAUGGCAUGCCAAAGAGGCAGGAGGUGAGGUUGAGGCUCACCGUGCAGCUGGAAGUCAGGGUUUCAGCAAGGGAGCAGGCACGUGCAACUCAGUUGCUGGAACAGGAAUGGUGGCUAAGGGAGGACAGAGCUCAACAGAGAGAAUUGUUUGAGCGACUCAUCUCCAUCAUGGCUGGAAGAGCACCAGCUCCUCCUGUCUCCCUGGUGCCUGUGCAACGUUCCCUCAGUCCAGAAGUAGCCCGGAUAAUUCCAUGCCUUGGCGGCCCUUGCAUUCAGGCCCCCGUGAGCGGCUGGACAGGGCAACUAAACUCCAUGCUUCUUUCCUUGAUUCCCCCUCCUGUGGAUACCUGCACUCACUCCCGCCCCCCCCCAGUGCUAAGUGCAUGGAAAAGGGGGAAAGAAGAACGUGGAGCCAGUGGACAUGCAGUAGUAGAAGGUUUGAGUUGUGUUUGCACUGUUUACUGCACUUUGUUUUGUUUUGGAAAUGUUCCUCUAUUUCUUGUUUAGCAAUGGGUGACUGUUGUACUGUUUUAAUACAUGUUUACAAAUAAAGCCUAUUGUGUCAUCAAGAAAGUUUAUUGUUAUCAAUGUAGCCCAGCAUACAAUCACGAUUUGAAAUAAUAAAGCUAAAAAUAUGAUCAGGAACAAUUAUACAUGACUAAGCAAACAUUGUUCCUCUAUGCAGUUAGGUACAGCAAUUCACAUUUCAAUAACUUCCUUAUAUGUACCCAUAUUGUGAUUCAUUCCUCAAUUCAUUGUUCGUCAUGUCAUUCAUAAGUAUGGCAAUCAAGCCCACACCCCUCCUAAGCACUGAGCCCCCCCACGCCCCCAAAUUAACCAGCUCCUUUCCCUCCACAAGCACAUUAUUACAGGUACUAUUCCCCCUCUUCCAUAGGGCCAUGCAAGUUGAUAAUGUGAGAACACAAAGCAUCCCUGACUUCUAUUGCCCAGGUGCAGCCAACUCCAGUUGUAGUAGAUGCUGGCUGAGUGAACCGAUUCAGUUGCUCUUUGUUGUUAUAGGCCCAUUUAGGGGAAAAUGGCUCACAUUUGGCUUCACAAAGAUUGUAAAGAAUACAGCAAGCCACAGUAAUGCAGACAUUGAUGAGUUAGCAUCCAAAUGGGUCUGCUGACACCUCCAGUGCGAUUUUAAUUCGCCAAAGCACAUUCAACAGCCAUAGAAUCUAUACCUGCUGAGAGUGUAAUUAAACCUUCUUUUGCCCGGGCCUCUGAAAUCAGGGUAUUGCUUCAGAAGACAAGGCAAAAGGGGAUAUGUGGGGUCCCCCAGAACAACAGUGGGGAUAGCGUUUAUGACAAUGUUGUUUGGUGGGAACAGUGUCCCAGUCUGUCCAUGAAUGUAGACUUCCAAUUGGUGAAGAACCCUGACGUGAACUUCGGGAAUGCAGUCCAUGUUGACCUUCAUAAAUUGGCCUCUGUGGUCUAUGAGGGCCUGCAUAACAAUCAAGUAGUACCCUUUGCAGUUUAUGUACUCCUUGAGGAGGGCAAACUAUGGGCACAUGAGUCCCAUCAGUGGCCCCUGUGCAGUUAGGAAACCCCAUUCUCUCAAAGCCAGCAGGUCCUUCAGGAAUAUCUUUAAUGAUUGCCACCUUCGGGUAAACCACACACCUUACUGCCUCAGAAACCUCCACCACCACUUUACCCACAGUCGCCUUUCCAACUCCAAACCGGUUGGCAAUGGACUUGUAGUAGUCUGGGGUAGGCAGCUUCCAGAUUGCUUUAACAACCUGCUUCUGGACUGGCAAGGGUGAGUGUGUCCUUAUGCUGGAGGGUUGGGGCAAGCUGCUCACAAAGCUGCAGAAAUGUAGCUUUCUUCAUGCAAGAGUUCUGGAUCCACUGCUGGUCAUCCUAGGUCUGCGUUACAAUGUGAGCCCACCAGUCUGUGCUUGUGGACCUGCGUCAGAAGUGCCAGUCUACAUAGCAUCAGCUGAUUUACUGCUAAGUAAAAUAUGCUGAUUUUACUUAGCAGCAUCAGCCAGUGCAAGUCUGCCUUGUCUCCUCCAUCAUGAAAUCUGUCAGAUGCCUUUGGUGGGUCAGAAAAAGCUGCCGAAAUGCCCAUUGGCACAUCCCAGAAACUGUUUCCUGACACAGGAAUGAAAGCGUAAGCAAGAGAAGUUUUUCAAAAGGCUGCUCCUCUCUGUUGCUGGCUCCGAUAGCUGGGAGCACACAGGCCAAAAUGGCAGGCAGGGGGUGCAGUAAAGUUUUCCCACAGUGCAUUAUGGUCAAAAGGCUAGAGUGGUCACAUUUUGAGAGGGUGCUAGGGACUCUGGGAUUGCUUUGAUUCGGGUCUACGUGCUGCAGUGUGGACAUCAACACCCCAGGUUAAAGCCCAGGUUAGGAAAGUCUUAACAGAGGGUUAAGAAUCAGUGUAGACACUCAAGCCCAGGAUUUUCUAACCUGGGUCAGGUGACUCAAGUCCCACUAAUCGUAGGCUUAUCUUGCAGUGUACACAUACCCUUAGAUGUCUUCAGGUUGGCAGGGCCUGACGAAAGAAGUCCUAGAGCAGUGGUUUUCAACCUGUUGUCUGCAGACCCUUGGAUCUGCAGACUAUUAAGAUUUCCAAAGGGGUCUGCAUCUCCAUUUGAAAUUUUUUUUUAGGGGUCCGCAAAUGAAAAAAGGUCGAAAACCACUGUCUUAAAAUAUUUAAGGAACUGGCCGAAGAGAUCUCUGAGCCAUUAGUGAUUAACUUUGAGAACUCGUGGAGGACAGGAAAGAUGCCAGAGGACUGGAAAAGAGGUACUUUAUUUCCCAUCUAUGAAAAAGGGAAUAAGGACAGCCCAGGGAAUUAUAGAGCAGUCAGCUGAACAUUGGUACCUGGAAAGAUAAUGGAGCUAUCAAUCAAUUGUAAGCACCUUAGAAGAUAAAUAACAGUUAAUAUAGUUUGUUCUUGACAAAUCCAUGUCAAACCUACCUAAUAUACUUCUUUGAUAGGCCAAUAUACUUGUUGAUGGGGGGGGGAGGAGAAGAUGUGGUAUCUCCUGACUUUAGUAAAGCUUUUGAUACUGUUCUGACUGAAAGCGGCCCUGUAUUCGCACUCUAUACACCACUGUAAUAAUCUUUGUACAAAAUAUGCCUUGUGAAGUAUCAUUUGAAAACUAAUAGCUUGCUGGUAAAUAAUAUGGUGAAAUGUAUGAAGCAACAUCAUAUGUAAAGUUAUGAAUUUCCCUUGUAAGAUGAUGUAAGCACGUGUUCAAAAUCACAUAGCUCUGCCUAGACAAAAGUUCUUAAACAGGUCUAUCCUAAACACAGGAAUGUAUGGUUUCAGAGUAACAGCCGUGUUAGUCUGUAUUCACAAAAAGAAAAGGAGUACUUGUGGCACC
Molecule: messenger RNA, 6031 nt
Organism: Caretta caretta (loggerhead turtle)
Lineage: Eukaryota; Metazoa; Chordata; Testudines; Cheloniidae
Source: RefSeq, a predicted model, not a curated record